Molecule: messenger RNA, 465 nt
Organism: Microthlaspi erraticum
Lineage: Eukaryota; Viridiplantae; Streptophyta; Magnoliopsida; Brassicales; Brassicaceae
Source: the annotation of a GenBank genome assembly
AUGGAAGUGAUGGAAAUCGCUGGAAAAUAUCCACUAAGAGCUCCAAUAACUCUUGCUCUCGAAAUGGAUUUCAAGGGGUUGGAUGGAUUAGUUUGGGCAAUGAUCCUAUGGCCUCCAAGAACUUCCUAUCCUAUCGAAACCUCUCGAAGGCGAACCGCUUACCUUUACCUUGCAGCUUCGCCAGCCACAGUAAGCGGCAUGCUCAUUCGAGAAGAACGAGACGAACAGAAGUCCGUAUAUUACGUCACCAAAACGUUAAUAGACGCAGAGACCAGAUAUCCUCCUAUGGAAAAGCUGGCUCUAGCCCUCGUCAUGUCCGCAAGUAAACUGAGACCGUACUUUCAAUCCCACUCCAUUGUAGUCAUGACAUCGCAACCAUUGCGCACUGUUCUACACAGCCCCAACACGUCCGGUCGCUUAGUAAAAUGGGCAAUCGAGCUGAGCGAAUAUGAUAUUGAAUAUUGA